AUGAUUAACUCUCCGGCGCUCUGCAGCAAGCCUCAAGCGUUCCAAAAUCCACUCACGGGGAUCAUCAUCAAGAGGAUCUUGACCUGGCUGAACAAGAAGUCAACUGGUAGCCUUGGUUCUCAAGCAAUAUCUAAUAGAAUGGAGAUUCCACCGUGGAUUGGUGAGGGCGGUGGCCGGAGGAUGAGGGCACAACAUGAAAUACCACUUUAUCCUUCCACAGACUCCACGCAGCACAUCCCUCUUCUUCCUCAUUUCUUCCUGGAUGUAGAAACAGACCAGCAAAUCAGCCGCAGGGAUUUACUCUCAGUUUUGGCCAAUUUGACCAAAGUGAUGGUGCGGGCGACAUAUAGCACCAGUCCCACGGCGGUGUACAGACUGCACAUGUUCUCCAUGGAGGUGGCUGAUCCAUCUGAGAGCGACGAGAGGGGGGAGAUCAGAAAGAGGGGAAGGGGGGGGGAGAGUGGGACGGUCUCAGCCUCCGCCGUGGAAAUGUGCUCCUGUCCUCCAGGUUUCUCUGGAACUUCCUGUGAGUCGUGUGCAGUUGGAUUUCGAAGAGUGGAUGCCGUUCUCUACAAAGGCUUUUGUGAAGCUUGUCAAUGCCACGGACACAGCUCUGAAUGCGAUCAGGUCACAGGUCACUGCCAGACCUGCAAGGACAACACCAUGGGUCCCUUCUGUGACCUCUGUGCACCUGGGUUCUAUGGCAACGCAUCUCGAGGCACGCCUUCCGACUGCAAGCCUUGUGCCUGCCCCUUGCACCUGCCAGGCAACAACUUCAGCCCAACCUGCCACAUGGGAGUCGAGGGGGAAGUGCUGUGUGACCAGUGUCCACUUGGAUACAGCGGCCCCAGAUGUGACCGAUGCUCAAACGGAUACUAUGGCCAUCCUGCGACUCCUGGAGGCUACUGUCAGCCCUGUGACUGUAACGGGAACCUAGACCUGUCCUUACCUCAGAGCUGUCAUCCAAUCACAGGCCAGUGCCAGCGCUGUCGCUCUGGUUACGGGGGUGUGGCCUGUGACUUCUGUGCCAAUGGCUACUACGGGGAGGCGGUCACAGCCAAGAACUGCCAACCUUGCCAAUGCCACACAAACGGCUCACAGUCUGACGUGUGUGAGCAGCAGACGGGACAGUGCAAGUGCAGGGAGAACGUGAUUGGACGACAGUGCGACCAGUGUGUGCCCGGCCUCUGGUGGGACCCGGACACAGAGGAUUGCGUGCCUUGCCGGUGCAGUCUUCUGGGCUCUCUGUCUCAGUUCUGUGAUGCUGAUGGCCUCUGUUCCUGUCGGGAGGGGUAUGUGGGCCGCGGAUGUAACCACAGACAAAGCUCUGCGCGCAGGGAGGCGCGCAGGGAGACACGCAGGCCCCUGGAGCGCAUGCCCGUGGAGGCCGUGCAGCAGAGAUGGGUGUCCCGUUCGGGCGGCUGUCCCAGGGGCGCGUACAGGCCCAGUGCAGGGGCAGAGACGCAUGGCCUCAGCUCUGGGGGCAUGUGUGUCCCCUGUCACUGUAACUCGUUUGGAUCCAAAUCGUUUGACUGCGACGAGUCGGGUCAGUGCCGCUGUCAGCCUGGAGUGGGUGGAGCCAAGUGUGACCGCUGCUCCAGAGGUUACUUCAACUUCCAGGAGGGAGGCUGUACACCGUGCGAUUGCAGUCACGUGGGAGACAACUGUGACACCAACACAGGUCAGUGCAUCUGCCCCCCCAACACCAUGGGAGAGAGGUGCGACCGCUGCGCCCCCAACCACUGGGGACAUGAUAUCACCACAGGCUGCAAGGAUUGCGCCUGUAACUCUCUGGGCUCCCUGUCGCAGCAGUGUAACAUAAACACUGGUUGCUGUACAUGUCGAGAAAAUUUCAGGGGAGAGAAGUGCAACGAGUGUCAGAUCGGCUUCAGAGACUUUCCACAGUGUAUCCGAUGCCAGUGCAACGUGGCAGGCUCUGACAGAGAGACCUGUGAUCUGGAGCAGGGUGUCUGCGGCUGCGCUCAUCACACCGGCAAGUGCAGCUGCAAGGUGAACGUGAUGGGAGACCAUUGUGAUCAGUGCAAAGCCGAUACAUUUGGACUGUCGCUGCAGAACCCUCUGGGUUGCAGCAAGUGUUACUGCUACGGACUGACCCACUCCUGCUCCGAGGCCCCCGGCCUCAUCCGGAUGUGGCUCACACUGAGGCAGGAGCAGACAGUGCUCCCCCUAGUGGACAAGUCUAACACUCUGGAGACCAGAACCGGAGUGACUUUUCAGCAUCCGGAGAUCCUGGCGCAUUCAGAGCAAGUCGCACCAGUGCUGUCGGAGCCAUACUACUGGAAACUCCCUGAGCAGUUCAGAGGAUCCAUGAUCACAGCAUAUGGCGGGCAGCUUAAGUAUGCAGUGUAUUACGAGGCCCGAGACGAAACUGGGCCCUCGUCCUAUGAGCCACAGGUCAUCAUUAAAGGAGGCCCCAACCAUAACAUGAUCAUGAUGAGACACACCACAGGGUUGCAGAUUGGACAGCUCACCCGCCACCACAUCGACAUGACGGAGACAGAGUGGAAGUUUGCAGACGGCCGGUCCAUGACUCGAGAAGACUUCAUGGAUGUUCUGUUCUACGUGGACUACGUCCUCAUCAAGGCGUCGCACGGGAAUAUGAUGAGACAAAGCCGUAUCUCUGAGAUCACUCUGACGGUGGCUGAAGAAGGUCGACCCACGAAAGAGAGUGAGAAAGCUCAUCAGGUGGAGAAGUGCGAGUGUCCCCUGGGUUACUCCGGUUUGUCCUGUGAGGAGUGUGCUGGACGACAGAGACUUGUUUAA
This is a messenger RNA of Knipowitschia caucasica, 2784 nucleotides long. The record is from the annotation of a GenBank genome assembly. NCBI's taxonomy places the organism in Eukaryota, Metazoa, Chordata, Actinopteri, Gobiiformes, Gobiidae.